Molecule: messenger RNA, 768 nt
Organism: Phalaenopsis equestris
Lineage: Eukaryota; Viridiplantae; Streptophyta; Magnoliopsida; Asparagales; Orchidaceae
Product: 60S ribosomal protein L9-like
Exons: 3
Coding region: 52-624 (190 amino acids)
Biological process (GO): cytoplasmic translation
Cellular component (GO): ribosome; cytosolic large ribosomal subunit
Molecular function (GO): structural constituent of ribosome; rRNA binding
Source: RefSeq, a predicted model, not a curated record
UCUUCCUCUCGUCCACCAUCUCUCUUCCGCUUCGGUUUCUUCGACGGCGCGAUGAAGACGAUCCUCUCGUCUCAAACGGUGGAUAUUCCGGAAGAAGUCACCGUCAAUGUUAAAGCUAAAAUUGUAGAGGUGGAGGGACCUCGUGGCAAGCUUACACGCAAUUUCAAGCACCUUAACCUCGACUUUGAACUUGUUGAGGGAGGAAAGAAGCUCAAGGUGGACGCUUGGUUCGGAUCCCGGAAGGCGACGGCGGCGAUCCGCACGGCCAUCAGCCAUGUUCAGAAUCUGAUCACCGGUGUGACUAAGGGUUACCGGUAUAAGAUGCGCUUCGUGUAUGCACACUUUCCCAUCAAUGCCAGCAUCGCUAACUCUAAUUCUUCCAUUGAGAUUCGUAACUUUCUUGGGGAGAAGAAGGUUAGAAAGGUGGACAUGCUUGAAGGUGUGACCAUUGUCAGGUCUGAAAAGGUGAAGGAUGAGCUAAUCCUUGAUGGAAAUGAUAUCGAGCUCGUCUCUCGCUCCGCCGCCUUAAUUAAUCAGAAAUGCCAUGUGAAGAACAAGGACAUCAGAAAGUUUCUUGAUGGUAUAUAUGUGAGUGAGAAGGGAAGCAUCACUGAUGACCAGUAGAUCUCAUUGAACUCUAUAUUUAUGUUUUAUUUCAGUUUAGAGGGAGCUGUUUAGGAAUUGACUUCUACCAUUAUGUUGUCAGUGAAAUUUUGUUGUGUAUAUUUGGUGCUUUGGUUGAUUUCUACUAUUUAUUUUGUUAAAUGU